Messenger RNA from Pogonomyrmex barbatus (red harvester ant), 1550 nucleotides. RefSeq names its product venom acid phosphatase Acph-1. The record is from RefSeq and is a predicted model, not a curated record. Gene Ontology annotation, biological process: dephosphorylation. NCBI's taxonomy places the organism in Eukaryota, Metazoa, Arthropoda, Insecta, Hymenoptera, Formicidae. Gene Ontology annotation, molecular function: phosphatase activity.
GAGUAUUUAUUCAGUUUCCCUGAGAAGAAGAAACGCGAAGAAUCGAAAAAUUUGUAUUGAUAUUUGCUGUUGAAGUACUGUAUAUCUUAUAUCUCCCGAAGAAAAAUGGCCGGGCUACGUUUUAUCAGCAUCAUUCUCGCAUUAUGCUUUUACGCACAUCCCAGUUUAGCUACGCCAGAUUUAAAAUUUGUGCAAGUUUUAUUUGCACAUAAGCUGUACGCCCCGUGGAAAGACGAUGCGGAAACGAACGAAACCAGCAUCCCGGAAACUUUAUCGUAUGAAUCCUUUAUUUCCGCCACGAUGAAUAUACCAGUGAAUGCCGAGUUUGACAUAUACAAUUUCGGAACGUAUUUACGCCAGGUGUACGAUGAAUUUUUAGGCGAUACGUAUACGGACAAUAUUAUGAGGACACGUACAACGGAGAAUACUUUGUCGAUCUUAUCGGCCCAACUUGUUAAUGCGGGCUUAUGGCCCCCCAAAGAAAAUCAAAUGUGGAUUGAAGGUCUCAAUUGGCAGCCAAUACCAUUUGACUAUGUAAAACUGGAGGAGGACACGUUGUUGGUCGGUUCUUUGUGUCCGAAUUUUGUGUCACAGAUGAAUCAGGUAUUGCAAACGACCGAAACGCAAAAGAUAUUAAUGCAGUAUCAAUCUUUAUUUGAUUAUCUUUCUAAAGUUACUGAAAGAAAUAUUAGCACCCCAUCGGACGUAGCUCUCUUGUAUGCUACUUUAGAAACAAUGGCUGACCGAAACGAAAUGUUACCCAAUUGGGCAAUCGACUUGUUUCCCGAUGGUGUAAUGUACAACGUCACCUUGUUGGAAUACGAUCUUCUUUCGGCGAGUCUGCUGCAAAAACAAUUAAAUGGCGGAACUUUCUUAAAAGAGAUUAUUGGCAAUUCGUUAAAAUAUAUAACAGACGACAUACCGAAAGAAAGGAAAAUAAUGUUAUACAGCGGCAAUGUUAGGAACAUCGUUGGAGUUUUGAAGAAUCUUGAUCUCUGGUCACCUCACGUCCCCAACGAGGCAGCAUUGAUAUUUGAACUUUAUUUUGAUAACAAUACGAAUACAUAUGGAAUGAAGAUUAACUAUUAUAUUAAUGAGGACGUAAUCGUUCUUUCGCUACCAAAUUGCACAAAGAUAUGUCCACUACAGACUUUAGUAAACGCCACUUUCGAUUUAAUACCCGAAAAUUCACAAUCUUUAUGUAGAUGGUCUGAAAGCUUAUCAGAAACGAAAAAUUCAAAAGAGACUAACGAAUCUAAUUCUUCGUACAAUGGAUCUAUUUCGUAUCACAACAAGAAUUUAAUAUUUGUUUUAAUGUUAUUAUUUUUUGCAGUUUUACCUUUUUAAAGCAUGUAUAUAAUGAAAUUUUACAUGGUAACUAAAGCGAAUAUGUUUUUUAUUUUUAAGCAUAACUUAAUUUUUAUGUUAAGAAGAAAAAACGUAUAAUAAUUAAACAUAACUCUAAUACGGCGAUUUGUAGAUUCGAACAUUAAUAACAUUAUGUUAUCCUCGUGCUAGAUUGCGAAAUUAGCACACGGAUGAGUGAAAAC